CAACUUUAUUUUAAUAUCUAAAGCUAAAGUGUGUAUUCUUCCUCUUAAGUAUCAAAGAGCUAUAAAAGAAGAAGAAGAAGAAGAUGCAGAAAGUAUUUGCAGUGAGGUCCUUAAUCUCUUCCUUUGUUAGAAACUCCAAACCACAACAAGCUGCCUUUUCUACUUCCUUACUCUUGGAUGAUACUCACAAACAGUUUAAAGAAAGUGUAGCAAAGUUUGCUCAAGAGAAUAUAGCCCCUUUUGCAGAAAAAAUAGACAGAACCAACAGUUUCCCAAAGGAUGUUAACUUGUGGAAAUUGAUGGGGGACUUUAAUUUGCAUGGAAUAACAGCACCAGAGGAAUAUGGAGGGCUGAAUCUUGGUUAUUUGUAUCACUGCAUUGCCUUGGAAGAAAUUAGUCGUGCCUCUGGUGCCGUUGCCGUUUCCUAUGGUGUUCAAUCCAACGUUUGCAUUAACCAAUUGGUGAGAAAUGGAACUCCUGAGCAGAAGCAAAAGUAUUUGCCAAAGCUUAUCAGUGGGGAUCACAUUGGGGCACUAGCCAUGAGUGAACCUAAUGCUGGGUCAGAUGUUGUUAGUAUGAAGUGUCGAGCGGAUGGUGUGGAAGGUGGCUAUGUCUUAAAUGGGAAUAAAAUGUGGUGCACCAAUGGUCCUGUUGCAAACACUUUGAUUGUAUAUGCAAAAACUGAUACGACUGCUGGUUCAAAAGGAAUUACAGCAUUUAUCAUUGAGAAAGGAAUGUCAGGAUUCUCUACUGCUCAGAAGUUGGACAAGCUCGGGAUGAGAGGAAGUGAUACGUGUGAACUUGUAUUUGAGAAUUGCUUUGUCCCUAAAGAAAAUGUUCUAGGCCAGGAAGGAAAAGGAGUCUAUGUUCUGAUGUCGGGGCUAGAUUUAGAAAGAGUUGUUUUAGCAGCAGGACCUGUUGGAAUAAUGCAAGCAUGUAUGGAUGUUGUUUUGCCUUACGUUCGACAAAGGGAGCAAUUUGGAAAACCAAUUGGCGAAUAUCAACUUAUACAGGGAAAACUUGCUGAUAUGUACACUGCUUUACAAUCUUCAAGAGCAUAUGUCUAUGCUGUUGCAAAGGACUGUGACAAUGGAAAGAUAGAUCCCAAGGAUUCUUCAGGGGUCAUACUUCUCGCAGCUGAAAGAGCCACUCAAGUUGCUCUUCAGGCUAUUCAAUGUCUAGGUGGGAAUGGAUAUAUAAAUGAGUACCCAACUGGACGUCUACUGAGAGAUGCCAAAAUGUAUGAGAUUGCAGCAGGGACUAGUGAAAUCAGAAGAAUUAUUAUAGGUCGUGAGCUCUUUAAACAUCAAUAACUCCAAAAUUGGUAUUAAUGGACAUGUUUAAUCUCUAAUAGUAACAAGUUUCGGAUUCAUAUCAUAUAUUGCUGCAUAUAUAAUAAUUUCCAUUGACGGAUA
Molecule: messenger RNA, 1415 nt
Organism: Nicotiana attenuata
Lineage: Eukaryota; Viridiplantae; Streptophyta; Magnoliopsida; Solanales; Solanaceae
Product: 2-methylacyl-CoA dehydrogenase, mitochondrial
Exons: 15
Coding region: 84-1313 (409 amino acids)
Biological process (GO): L-leucine catabolic process
Cellular component (GO): mitochondrion
Molecular function (GO): 3-methylbutanoyl-CoA dehydrogenase activity; flavin adenine dinucleotide binding
Source: RefSeq, a predicted model, not a curated record